Messenger RNA from Clupea harengus (Atlantic herring), 3464 nucleotides. RefSeq names its product kelch like family member 38b (gene klhl38b). Gene Ontology annotation, molecular function: protein binding. Lineage: Eukaryota; Metazoa; Chordata; Actinopteri; Clupeiformes; Clupeidae. The record is from RefSeq and is a predicted model, not a curated record.
AGGGAGAGGGAGUCACGUGUAUGGCAGGGAGCAAGCGCUCUUCCAGGGAUGGGGGAGCUAUUCCUGGGGCUGGAAUGUACACAGUGGCCUCGUGGAGAGCCCUCCACAACAAAAACAACACAGCACACAUCUCUCUAUAAACACCCACCUGCUAGACAGCAGCGGCUAUUAAGAAAGCAAAGAUUCAGACAGACUGUUUGUGCGUGGGAGAGAAAGGGUAGAUAAUGGUCAUUGUUUCUUUUUGUUUUAGUUUUUUUUGUGGUUUUGUACUAAGGUUGACAUAUCCUAAAGAAGACUUGAGAGCACCGCUGGCUGCAACAUGUGCCCUGGAAAAAGAAUGAACCAGUCAUCACCCGAUGUGCUGCACUACAAAGACAAGGAGCUGGCCUCCAGUCUGCUUGUGCAGCUGAACCUCCUGAGGAAGGACAGAAUCCUCACCGAUGUGGUUCUGUGUUCAGAAGAUACCGAGGUCCCCUGCCACCGCAACGUUCUCGUCUCCAGCAGCCCCUACUUCCGCGCCAUGUUCUGCAGCAACUUCCAGGAGAGCGUCCAGCCACGGGUGGUCCUCAAGGGCGUCGCCCCGGAGGUGCUGAGCGCCGUGGUGGACUACGUCUAUACCGGAGCCAUCAGCAUCACGGUGGAGCUGGUGCUGCCGCUGAUGCAGGUGUCAUCAAUGCUGCAGUAUGGCCGGCUGUUCGAGGCCUGCUCCACGUUCCUCCAGACGCAGCUCGGUGCCGACAACUGCCUGGGCAUGAUGCGGCUGGGUGAGGUGCUGCACUGCACCAGCCUGCACCAGAAGGCCUGCGAGGUGGCCGCCUGCUGCUUCCCGGCUAUGGCUGCCUCCGAUGACUUCCCCGGGCUCUCGCUGGCUGAGCUGACGAGCGUGCUCGGGGACGAUCGCCUGUGUGCCGGGGAGGAGCAAGUGUUCGAGACCAUGCUGGCCUGGAUCAAGCACGACCCGCCGGCGCGUCGCAGCGCCCUCCACGAUCUCUUCAGGAAGCUGCGUCUCCGCCACAUCCACCCCACCUACCUUUUCCAGUUCGUGGCCGGCGACCCGUUGGUGCGGUCGUCGCCGCUGUGCUCGGAGCUCAUCGAGGCCGUGCAGCGGCUGCUCUUCUCCAUGGGGACGGCGCCGCGUCCCGACGUGAUCGAGGACGUGUGGGAUUCCCCUCGGCGAGAGGCGUGCCGUGAAGCCCUGGUCCUGAUAGGCGGGCGCAAGAACGGUCGGCAGACGUCCCGCGAAGCGCUGCUGUUCAACGAGGGCACACAGCAGUGGCAGAAGCUUGCCAAGCUGCCCGUUCGCCUCUACCGCGCCUCCUACACCUGCGUAGAGAGGGUUCUAUACGUAUUGGGCGGGCUAGUGUCCAACGCCAGUCACACGGGCACCCCAACCAAUGGGGUCUACACCCUCUCCCUCAACACCAACCAGUGGAGGGCGGCCGAGCCCAUGCUGGCACCACACUAUGCCCACCAGAGUGUCUCCUACCUGCACUUCGUCUUCACCUUGGGUGGGGUGGCAACGGAUGGGCAACUCUGUGGUGCAGUGGAGCGGUACAACACCAUGUUCAGCCAGUGGGAGGCCAUGGCCCCCAUGCCCACCCCUGUCCUGCACCCAGCUGUGGCCGCUCAUGACCAGAGGAUAUACGUCUUCGGAGGGGAGGACGCCGAACAGAUUCCAGUCCGCAUGAUACAGGUGUACCACAUGGCCAGGAAUCUGUGGUGCAAAAUUGAAACCAGGAUGGUGAAAAACAUAUCUGCCCCAGCAGCAGUCAUCGGUGACAAAAUCUACAUUGUAGGAGGUUACACCCGAAGAACGAUAGCUUAUGACACCAAAGCCAACAGGUUUGUGAAAUGUGAGAACAUGAAGGACAGGAGAAUGCACCACUCAGCCACGGCGAUAAACAACAAGCUCUACGUGACUGGAGGCCGCUACAUCAACAGCCGCGAAAUCAUCGAGGACUCUGAUGGCUUCGAUUGCUAUGACCCUGAGUCGGAUGCAUGGAGCUCCAAGGGCAAGCUUCCAUACAGACUAUAUGACCACGGCGCUGUGUCCUUGAUCUACGUCUCCAGCAAAUCUUUUACUCCCUGAAAGCUGUCAAAGGAGAAGAUACAAAGGAAAAUAUAUAUUUUUUGUAGAAUCAAAGUAGUAUAUAAUAAGGUACUAUACAAGCCAUUGAAUAAGGCUUUCAAACCUUACUGAUGCAUAUGACAUGGCUUUUGGGUCAGUCGAACUGUAGUCUCCAUGGAGAUAUAUUUUGUCUGCUCAGGUUUGAUCUCCGUGUUCUGAAUAUGAAUCUGAACAUUCUGCAGCGGUUUGCACAGAGGUUUUGGAUCAGGCCAAAGAGGUAAUCCCGGGCAGAUGCAUGCCUUCCGGCUGAAGAACGCUCACCUGUGUUCUACCAAGUGCUUUCCGUGUCUGUGACAUGGAGCACGGUUCUGUUUACAUGUGCUAUGAAUGAUUUGAUUCCAGAUAGUUUCAUGUUGGGGGGGUUUUCGAUGCAAGGAAAUGUCUUUUGUAUGUGUUUGUUCUAUUGGAAGGGGUAGUGGAACUGAACUGAGAAUAUAACAAGAAACAUUUGACUUCUGAGCUGCAUAAAAGCAACCGGUCAAACCGGGGGAGAGAACUUUAAAGCAGUUUACACUUUUUACACCUUUUUUCAUGUACAUUCCUGAAGUGUAGCAUCCGUGUAAUCCUUCAGUAGUCCUGAGGACAACGCAUUAAUCACUUUCAAAUAUGGGAAUUCAAUUUAGCCCAAAUCAGUUGGCUCAAGACUGCCACUUUCAUAUUUCUCCAAACACUCAAAUCCCACAGUAUGAGAUAAGAAAAGAACACACCAUGGAUGUACGUGGAUAUGGAGCUCAGUUUCUCUCCUUAUCUUUUCAGUGUGUGCUUUCAAGUGCAGACAACUCACAGCAUUUACAACACAGCAAAUGCAAAAGGCUUUUGGUAUACAUACAAUGGAAGUGAAUACAUACAGUGACAAUGGUGACAAUGUGACAAAGGCUGAAGGUGUAGCUGACUGGUCUGCUAGCAGAUACUUUCAAUCAGCUUCCUUGUCUUCAGGCCUCAUUGUCCGAACUGAGAGAAGACAAGUCAUUCACUGGCUGGGGAUAUAGCAGAGUGCAUUUGUGUUAUUGAGGAUAAUCAGAUAUUGUUUAUUCUGACCUGAUCUGGGUGUGAUGUUGCUAGCAUGUGUGUAUUUCAGGGUUCAGACUGAUAGAUGAACAUGUGCCAUGGAAAGGGACAUAAAAUCUCACACUACACAAACACACAUCAAUCCGUAAUUGCCUACAAACCACUUACCUACUCUAUACUCUUUUGUUGGUCUUUAAAAUUCCAAAUGUUUGAUUUUAUUACUUUAUUACUUUAUUACUUUUAUUACUGUUUUUUUUAUAAUUAAAUAACAGAUUGUGGUGGUCCAUAUAUUUUGUAAGUUAAAUAAAACAAAUACUUUUGCACUGUU